This is a messenger RNA of Klebsormidium nitens, 1901 nucleotides long. Lineage: Eukaryota; Viridiplantae; Streptophyta; Klebsormidiophyceae; Klebsormidiales; Klebsormidiaceae. The record is from the annotation of a GenBank genome assembly.
UUAUGACUGGGGGAGAUGAGCCCUUAUAUAAUACUCUUGCUCAUCACAGUGCUGUGGGCCGUGGCAGCAUUUCUCAAUCACAGCUCGCUUGGCUGGAGUUGAAGCAAUCAACUUCUUGCUGGAUGCCUGUGGAGCUUCACGAAUCACAUCAUCUGGUGAUUGCUCCUGGUGCUGUUAUUACCAUGGCGAUCACCGUGCAUAUCAAACCCUCCACAGGUGCAAAAUUCUCUGUGGAUGUUGAUGUUUCACAAACGGUCUUGGAGUUGAAAGAGAAACUGGCGGAGAAGACAGAGAUCCCGACGCCCCAGCAGAGGCUGAUCUACAAAGGAAGGGUGCUAAAGGAUGAGCAAACGCUGCAGGGCUAUGGCCUUGAAGCCGACCACACCAUCCACCUGGUCAAGGGUGGCGCCCCCCCCGGCUCAACUCCCGCCUCGUCCUCCGCCUCCCCUGCUGCCCCCACGACCUCAACAAACCCUCCGGCAGUGCCUCCGGGCCUGGGAGGGAUAGGGUUUGGCGGUACUGGCGGCACCCCCAAUCUGGCUGACAUGCAGCGCCAGAUGACUCAGAACCCCCAGCUCAUGCAAGAGAUGAUGAACAGCCCUGCGGUGCAAGCGAUGAUGAACAACCCCGAGGUCAUGCGCACAAUCAUCAGCGCGAACCCCCAGCUGAGGGAGGUGAUGGACCGCAACCCGGAGCUGAAUCACAUCCUGAACGACCCGGCCACGAUGCGUCAAAUGAUGGAGGCGGCGCGCAACCCGGAGAUGAUGCGCGAGAUGAUGCGCAACACGGACCGGGCGAUGAGUAACAUCGAGGCGCACCCCGAGGGGUUUAACAUGCUCAGAAGGAUGUACGAGAACGUUCAGGAGCCCCUCAUGGAAGCCGCUACCCACCGCCCAGAAGGGCAGGCUGAUGCAGCAGCCAACCCGUUUGCGGCCCUCUUCAACGCCCCGGGUCAGCAAGCAGGCCAGCAGGCGCCCGCCCCAGCAGCCGCGGACGGGGGUGCAGGCCCGAACGCUGCGCCACUUCCCAACCCUUGGGGGCCUCCAUCGACUGCAGCUGGGGCCGGCACUGGCGCCGCUCCGCUGCCUGCCGUCAACCCUCUAGCUGGCUUGGGGCUGGGUGGCCUCGGAGGAGCGGGGGGCUUUGAUGGUAUGGGCGUGCAAGGCGGGGGCGGCAGCCUGGGGCUGGGCAUGGACCCCGCCCAGAUGGCGCAGAUGAUGCAGAACCCGAUGAUGCAGCAGAUGAUGCAGCAAGUGCUGUCCAACCCGCAGGUCAUCCAGCAGCUGAUUGACUCCAACCCGCAACUUCGGACGAUGGUGGACGCCAACCCCCAAAUGCGGACGAUGCUCUCCAAUCCGGAGUUUCUUCAGCAGAUGACGAGGCCAGAGACCCUGCAGCAAGUGGCCCAGAUGCAGCAGCUUCUCGGUGGAGCGGGCGCCGGGGGGGCCGGAGGGAUGGACAUGAACGCGCUUUUGGGAGGGAUGGGGGGAUUGGGAGGAUUGGGAGGCUUCGGCGCUCCAGCCCAGCCUGCGGGACCUCCAGAGGAGGUGUAUGCCACGCAGAUCCAGCAACUGCAAGACAUGGGCUUCUACGACGUCCAGGAGAACAUUCGCGCGCUACAAGCUUCGCAUGGGAACGUCAACGCAGCGGUCGAGCGUCUUCUGCAAGGCCCCGGCUAAUGCGAGAUACUUCGGUUUCCAUCCAUUCCAUAGGUCAUGUCCAAUAUGUACAAUGUCGUAAGCAGGAUUUGGUAGGGCCGCUGGUCGUGAGCCGGGCCGAGCGAGAGUUUACGGCCUAAGGCUUAUCAGAACCUUAUCAACGCCUGCAUAAUCCACAAUAAUGCCUCUCUGAUUGAUGCGUCUACACUCAGUGUAUGGUGAUACAUAAGGGAAAUAACGUGG